AGCCAGAGUGAGCUAGCUCUAAUAAACCCUGUACGUAGUAGACUCGCAGUAGCUCGGAUAGGAAGCUAUGGCGACGAAAGCGGCGGUGCUCGUCACGCUGCUGGCACUGAACCUGCUCUUCUUCGCCUUGGCCGACGACUGCGGGUGCCACCUGCCUAGCCCGCCGCCGCCGGCAGGGGGAGGAGGAGGGGGCGGCGGCGGCGGUGGAGGCAAGGGUGGCAGCGGGCAGUGCCCGAUCGACGCGCUGAAGCUUGGGGCGUGCGCGAACGUGCUGGGCGGGCUGAUCAACCUGCGGCCGGUGACGACGCCGAAGCAGACGUGCUGCUCGCUGCUCCAGGGGCUGGCGGACCUGGAUGCGGCCGUGUGCCUGUGCACGGCGCUCAAGGCCAACAUCCUGGGCAUCCACCUCAACGUGCCCGUCGACCUCAGCCUCCUCAUCAACUACUGCGGCAAGAACGUCCCCUCCGGCUUCCAGUGCCCCUCCUAGAAGACCCAUCCACGGCAACAUCUCCGGCAUAUAUGUCAUUGACUAGUGUACUACGAAUGUAGCUUUUUUUUCUGACGGGUAAAACACUUUACUUCUCAAAUAAUAGACAUGUCGUUUACAAGAGAAUGAGAAAUAAAAUCUGAAAUCACAGAUUCCCAAGAACUA
Molecule: messenger RNA, 652 nt
Organism: Triticum aestivum (bread wheat)
Lineage: Eukaryota; Viridiplantae; Streptophyta; Magnoliopsida; Poales; Poaceae
Product: lipid transfer protein EARLI 1-like
Exons: 1
Coding region: 68-487 (139 amino acids)
Source: RefSeq, a predicted model, not a curated record